Messenger RNA from Schistosoma guineensis, 1246 nucleotides. NCBI's taxonomy places the organism in Eukaryota, Metazoa, Platyhelminthes, Trematoda, Strigeidida, Schistosomatidae. The record is from the annotation of a GenBank genome assembly.
GGAUUUUGGAUUGUAAGGUAGUCGGUUGUAGGUCACGAGGCACCACGUCGUAAGAUGUUCUCAAACUUUGUAUUCAACGACUUGAAUAUGUUCAAAAAAAGAAAUCUGAAAUAUCAAAGGGAAUUCGUCGAGAAAUCGCGGACCUUUUGAAAGAUGGAAAGGUUGACAGAGCUCGCAUUAAAGUCGAACAAAUCAUUCGGGAUGACUACUGUGUGGAAGCCAUGGACAUUAUACAGUCAUAUCUUGAGACGUUAAACGCGCGAUUCGGGCUAAUUCAAGAUGCAAAGCUGCCAGAUGCAUCUCUUGAGACACCAAUCGCGACUAUACUAUGGUCCAAAUCACGAAUUAAAAAUGAGAUUCCUGAGCUAGAUAUUGUCGGUCAGCAGCUCGCCAUUAAGUUUGGUAGGAAUUACGUCCGUGAAUGUUGUGAGAAGGCUAACAUGGUCAAUCGUACCGUCAUGACAAAAUUGAAUUCUAUCGUCCCUGGGGCGAAUUUGGUUGAAAUGUACUUGGUUGAAAUCGCGAAAAGUUAUGAUGUUAGUUUCACUCCCGACACACAUGUCAUUUGCGACUCUAAUCUAAUGUUCAACGAUAACUUGAUUGAAUUCAAACCGGAUAGUUCUGUUGGGUUACCUAGUAUGCCAUCCAACUUUGGAGCAUGCAGCAUGCCAUGGGCAACUACAUCGAUGUCCGAUAAAGCUCCUUAUCCUACGGAAUUUAUCAAUGAAACUAAGAUUCCAUCAGGCAUCCCGUCAAAUGAAACGAUGCCCUCAAACACAACCACAACCAAUGGCGAUACAGUUAUGCCACCGCCAUAUGAUAUGUCUGUAUGCAAUGGUCAAAAUACUGUCGUACCAUUUAAUUACCCUGGUCCUUCGUUUCUACCACCUCAAGAUAGUUUCACAACACUUCCUCCAGGUAGCUUCGCUAUGAUUCCACCAAUGAAUGGACCUAGUAAUCCCCCUCCGGAUGAUGAAAAAGCAGAUUUCGACACUCUGGCGGAACGCUUUGAAAAACUUAAAAAAAAGUGAUAAAUUUUGUUCUUAUAUGUUGAUACAGAUUUUUUUGUUUUGUUUUCAACUUCACUACACAUCAUUAUGCUUGAUCUCUGCUCUAUUUUUAAAAUGAACCUCUAUUUUUAAAAAAAUGACUGCAUGAUAUGUAAGUCUAUAUUUUGUUUUCUUAGUCGAUAAUUUACAUAUACAUACAUAAUUAUUUUCUAAUCAAAUAAAGUAAUCGAAUCUAU